Messenger RNA from Morus notabilis, 1738 nucleotides. RefSeq lists its product as uncharacterized. Bases 26 to 1132 code for a protein of 368 amino acids. The transcript is spliced from 9 exons. Lineage: Eukaryota; Viridiplantae; Streptophyta; Magnoliopsida; Rosales; Moraceae. The record is from RefSeq and is a predicted model, not a curated record.
CACUGAAACCGACCGUUAAACGCCGAUGAAGUUCUCAUUUUUCCUAAAACCGACAACCAUUCUUAUCCCGUUCCCGGGAACCCGGAGCUUCCGAUCCGCGGCGGCGUUGGAAGCCAUAGCCAAAGCUUCGCAAGACAAAGUCCCCAUUUUUGCUCUCUACAACUAUCCUUCCUUCUCCGGAGCUUUCUCGGCUCUCUUCGCUCACCUCUUCCACUCCCGCCUCAACCUCCCUUGCCUCAUUCUCCCUUUCUCUUCCGUCCACCCUCUCAGGGUUGAGGAUUUGUGCGUCGAAGGCCUCGAGAAACUGUAUCUUCUCGAUUUCCUUGGCCCGAAGGGAUUUGCAGAGGAGCUCUCGCAGCGAGCUUCAUGCAAAGUGAUAGGGUUCGAUCAUCGAAAAUCGGUGCUCCGGAAUGUACCUUUUGUGGAAGAUUGUCGUGAAAACCUUACUUUUAAUGUGAAUGUUGAGAAGAGUAGCUCUGUUGCUGUGUAUGAAUACCUCUCUGCUAAAAUUGUGGAGACGAAACGGUCUGAUGGGAUGGUUGUAAGUCUAUUAAAACCAGAGGAGCGAGAUCGUGUGGAACUGCUUCUUAAGUACAUUGAAGAUGUAGAUUUACGGCGACAAAGCUUGCCGGACAUUUGGGCGUUUGCGAUUGGAAUUGACGAAUGGCGCUUGAAGCUAAAUUGCUUAACCAAUCCGUACAUGUUUGAACAGUUACUGGAGAUUAGUGCUGCUGACUUAAUCGCUAAGGGAAAUUCUUAUAUUUCUCGUCGUGAAAAAGCUACAAAGAAGCUGCUGGAUAAAGCUUUUAAAGUUAGGUUGGGCAGAGGAUUUUAUGGGGAGUGUCUGGGAGUGAGAGUAGAUGGAAAUUCUGAUUUAGUUGAUGAAAUUGGCAAGCAACUUAGUGUAAGAAGUGCAGCCACUGGUCUCAGGCCUAUAGGAGCUGUUAUAUACAUGCAACGGAAUAAUCUUAAAAUGUGCUUGAGGAGUAUUGAUAGUAGCACGGAUACCUCUGAAGUUGCAAAAGCAUACGGUGGUGGUGGCUCUUCAAGUUCAAGCUCUUUUAUCAUUAGGAUGGAUGAGUAUAACCAGUGGCUUUCGACAAAUAAUCAGGAUCAGCUUAAGGUUACAUGACGGCCUUAAUGAUUAGGAGCUGCAUAUGGUGGGUGUUCCUUGCUGAUUGUUGUAGUCUAGACAAUGAGAUUGGGAGGAAGGAUUGAGUGAAAGUAAUCCAGAUAGCUUGAGCUUAUACGGCUUUGUCGCUCCAAAUCACAAGUUCUCGAUUAGAAGGACAUAAAGCUCUAGAGAUCUUCUUAAAUGACAUUUGACGAGGAGAUUUAUGUCAACCUCUACUAUGGGCUUAAAGGCAACUAUGAAGUGUUCGGCGAUAGGGAGCUUCGGUGCUCAUUUUAUUCCAUGGUGCAGUGUAUAGGCUUGUUAGUUUUGAACUCUUUCUGGCAUGAUAUUAUUUUCUGUUAGGGGAAAUUUGGAAUGAUUGAGCACAUUCUUGAGUUGGUCCAUCAGUUGGAGUGACUGAGUCUGGUUGGAUGGAGUACUUUCAACAUCAGAACUACUCUAUUUAGAUGGCUGACUCUGUGUCUUUGUUUGGUAGAAUGUACUGUUGUCGUGGAGUGCAAGCUGUGUUUUUCCUUGUGUUUGUGAUAGCCUUUUUUCUUGUAUGUUUCUUGUGCUUUGGUUUGCCCCUUCCGCAUUUCUGUAUGCAUUUGUCUAUCAAAAGUG